Messenger RNA from Penaeus indicus, 1889 nucleotides. RefSeq names its product acyl-coenzyme A diphosphatase NUDT19-like. Lineage: Eukaryota; Metazoa; Arthropoda; Malacostraca; Decapoda; Penaeidae. Gene Ontology annotation, cellular component: mitochondrion. The coding region runs from base 320 to 1381 and encodes 353 amino acids. Gene Ontology annotation, molecular function: hydrolase activity, acting on acid anhydrides, in phosphorus-containing anhydrides. The transcript is spliced from 9 exons. The record is from RefSeq and is a predicted model, not a curated record.
UUCAGCUCCGAGUUCGUUAACAAAUUACAUUCUUCCUUGCAACUUACACAACGGGGCGUCUUGUAUAGAUUCUGAGAAACAAAGCUGAAUGCAGGCCUUUUAAGAGAUUUGAAUGUUGGUGAAUUAUUGCAAGAAUGGAGCCACUUGUUGGAUGAUGCAUAGGCCUAUAGAUCAUAUAGGUUGCCAUUCCUGUGUGCUCAGAAGAGUUGGGGUCCUAAUUAGUUCUACCACUAGAGAGGCCUGAACUCCUAAAUACUAGAUUAAUAUAUAUAUAUGGAUGCCAUAGACUACUGAGCUGUUGUGAACAGAGAGUGCUGUUAUGGCUGGAAGGUUUUGGAAAGAAGCUGCAUCACUUAUUAUUGUUGGCAGAGCAGCAAAUUCUGGGCUACAGAAAUAUGGUCGACAUCAUGCCGAUUAUAAUCUUCUAUUUUUGAAACGAAGUCAGAAGAGUAGAUUCAUGCCAAACGCCUUUGUUUUCCCAGGUGGAGUGAUUGAAAAUUCAGAUUUUUCACAAGAAUGGCUUGAAGUUUUUGAAAAAUGUGGUUACUCGUCUGAUGACCUCUACAGAGACUUCCGGUCCAGUGGGCCGCUUCCAGAUAUGUAUACCAAUAAACCCCAGAAAUCCCUCCUCCCGGAAGUUGGCUUUCGGAUAAAUGCCAUCCGCGAAACCUUUGAGGAAUGUGGCCUCUUAUUGUCCUCACAUCAGACAGAACCCAGUCUCGGUCCGCAGGAUUUGAAGGAAUGGCAAGAGGCAGUGCACAAGGAUUCUCUAAAGUUUUUGAAGUUUUUCCAAGAAUUUGGAGGGUGCCCAGCCAUCUGGAAGCUCCAUGAGUGGUCCAACUGGCUCACCCCAACAAAGAUGAGCAGCCGGAGGUUUGACACUCUUUUCUUCAUUACCUUCCUGGAUACCAUACCAGAGCUCAACCAUGAUGAUAAGGAAAUCUCAGGGAUACAGAUAUCAUCACUAGGCAGCAUUCUGAGACAGUGGCACAAUGAAGACCUGUGGCUUCCUCCUCCCCAACUGUAUGAAAUCAGUCGUUUCCUGCAGUUCACACAUUUUGACAAAAUGAAAUGUUUUGCGCAAGAACGUGCGAAAAAAGGUCUGGAACAAUAUUUACCAGUGAGAGUUAACACAAACAGUGGUGUUAUAAGUGUACUACCAGGGGAUGACCUCUACCCUAAGACACCAGACUUGUAUGGAGAAGAAGACAUGCAAAGCAUUGAUUCAUCUCAAGAGGAACUUCGCCAGAAUGCUCAGUGCUUGCAUCGCUUGGAGUUCAAAAGUCUUUAUAACUGCCAAAUUUUCAUGAAUAUUUCACCGAGGAAUGGCCAUGUGAAACCUGCAGAUUUCACGGAUUUGUUCGAAGAUUCAAAAUUGUAAAACUGCUGUAAAUAGUAAUUGUGUUUGUAUUAGUAAGAGUGAUAUUAUUUUUGAUACAUUUGGGACAUAAAGUUGAGUAAAUAGUAAAUGUUUGAUAUGAUGAAAAUGAUAUGAUUUAACUUCAAAUAUAAAAUGAUUUUAGAAGUGACAGUAAAUCUAAUUAAUUUAUUUCUAUUUAUGUUAUUGUUUAAAUAAUAAAAUUUAUUUUAAUGACAAUGUUAAUGUUUCAUCUAUAGAUUUCAAUGCCUUCAUCAUGACAGGAAUUAAAUAAAGUACUGGUACAAUUUAGAUAUAGUUUUACAGUAGGCAUUGCAGAGUAUAUUUUCAUCACCAUUUGAGACAUGUUAUAUUUAUAGAUAAAAGAAAAAGUAGGAAAAAUUAUAUGCUUACAGACAUAAACUCCUACUGUCUUACAAAUACUCUUAAUUUGUCUACAUUUCAUAAUGAAAGUACCUUAAAAUAUAUUGUAAAAAAAAUGAUGUGGCGAAUAAAGGUAUUUCAAACUAAA